Pediculus humanus corporis (human body louse) is the source of this 159-nucleotide messenger RNA. Its product is annotated as 40S ribosomal protein S27, putative. The transcript has 3 exons. Gene Ontology annotation, molecular function: RNA binding; structural constituent of ribosome. Gene Ontology annotation, cellular component: cytosolic small ribosomal subunit; ribosome. NCBI's taxonomy places the organism in Eukaryota, Metazoa, Arthropoda, Insecta, Psocodea, Pediculidae. Gene Ontology annotation, biological process: translation; ribosomal small subunit assembly. The record is from RefSeq and is a predicted model, not a curated record. The coding region runs from base 1 to 159 and encodes 52 amino acids.
AUGGAUGUAAAAUGUCCAGGUUGCUAUAAAAUCACAACAGUUUUUAGCCAUGCCCAGAGUGUAGUAGUUUGUGCUGGAUGUUCAACAAUUUUAUGUCAACCUACUGGAGGACGAGCCAGGCUGACAGAAGGAUGUUCAUUUAGGAAAAAACAACAUUAA